Molecule: messenger RNA, 5437 nt
Organism: Cheilinus undulatus (humphead wrasse)
Lineage: Eukaryota; Metazoa; Chordata; Actinopteri; Labriformes; Labridae
Product: lethal(3)malignant brain tumor-like protein 4
Exons: 18
Coding region: 565-2631 (688 amino acids)
Biological process (GO): regulation of DNA-templated transcription
Cellular component (GO): nucleus
Molecular function (GO): zinc ion binding; protein binding
Source: RefSeq, a predicted model, not a curated record
GAUGUUGAAACUGAGACGUUUAACCACUCCAGGAAAAUAGCAGCUCGUUUUUAAUUCAAUGUAAGCAACAAACAGGGGAACCUUUACAUUUCUAUUUAUUUUUAUCGGUAGUUUGAUUUAAUUCAAUCAUCUUUCCAGCCCUCCUCUCUCUCUCUCUCCCUCUCUCUCUCUCCACCUCGCUCGCUCUCUCUUGGGAGCAUGCGCAGUCAGCUCAGUGCUUCGUUAUUUCCGUGUUGUGGAGCUGUCAGCAGAGUAAGGCGGAUCGUCACGGACGGUAAGUGCCGUUAAACUCUCGGUUCCGGGGCCGUUGCUCGGCUCUCUUUCCGGCCGGUCCUCUGCUGCCUCUCAGCGGCCCUCUGCCGCUGUCCAGGCCGUUUUCUGGAGCUCGGAGGCCGGCGGAGAGAGCCGAGGAUCACCGCCGGGAUUCUGCCGUUUGUUGUUUCCUGAUUCAGCCUGUCAGCUCCCAAACAUCCGAUUGUAGUGAGGAUGAGUGUUUGACUCCUCCAGGCUGCCGUACAUCCUCGUCUUUACUCUGUGUGAUCGAGAAGAAAUACUACAAAGAAGAUGAAGAACAAAGUCAGCAGUAACCAAGUCAGCGUGAAGCGGCGGUCGUGGUCGUGGCAGCAGUACCUGAACGAACAGAAAGCUGAAGCCGCUCCUCUCUCGCUGUUCACCCAGGCCCAGUCCUUUCCCAGUAGGAAAAUAGCUUUUAAAGUGGGGAUGAAGCUAGAAGGUGUGGACCCUCUCCACCCCUCCAUGUUCUGUGUGCUGACAGUCGCAGAGGUGAUUGGCUGGAGGUUGCGUCUCCACAUUGAUGGGUACUCAGAGUGCUAUGACUUCUGGGAAAACGCUGACUCCGCCCACAUCAGACCAGCUGGCUGGUGUAAAGAUAACAACCAUAAGCUCCACCCACCCAAAGGUCAAAGCGAGGCAGAAUUUGAUUGGCCGAGCUACCUUCAGUCCACUGGCUCUGAGGCUGCUCCGCCCACUCUGUUCACCAGAGGCACUGCGAGCUGUAGCUUCACCAUGGGGAUGAAGUUGGAAGCGGUCGACAGGAAGAACCCCGGACUGGUCUGCGUGGCCUCGGUUGCCGAUGUCAUCGAUGACCACUUCCUGGUUCACUUUGAUAACUGGGACGACACGUACGACUACUGGUGUGACAGCAGCAGUCCGUACAUCCAUCCUGUUGGCUGGUGUGAAGAGCAGGGGCGCCCCCUGACUGCUCCACAGGGUCAUCCAAGGCCAGAGCACUUUGUGUGGGACGAGUAUCUGCAGGAAACUGGUUCAACUGCUGCUCCCAGUUCAGCUUUCACACUGAGGGACCCUCACAGUUUCCAGGUGAACCACAGACUGGAGGCCGUUGACAGGAGGAAUCCCAUGUUAAUCCGUGUUGCCACAGUAACAGAUACAGAGGACUACAGGGUGAAGGUCCACUAUGACGGCUGGGAGGAGCAGUUCGACGUCUGGUGUGACAGCGACCUCAGCGACCUCCAUCCUGUUGGCUGGUGUCAACGCACAGGACACCCUCUGGAACUGCCGCCAGGCUGCCCCUCCCUGUCCCCCCCGUCUCAGGGCGUCUGUCCGACCACCGGCUGCAGAGGAGUCGGUCACAUCAGAGGAGCCAAAUACAGCGGACACCACAGUGCCUUUGGCUGUCCCUACUCGGACAUAAAUAUGCGUAAGGAGGCAGUGCUUCCUGAUCGGUUAGGAGGAGAGAGGGUCAUCACCCUUGUACCUGUGACACAGUAUCACCAUGGCAACCAGUCCGACAGUGUUCAGGAGAAGUCGGAGGACGUUGACUCACCUCUGCUGCCUCUGGGGAAGAGAAGAAGAAUGACAGACAGAGUGCCUCAACCAACCAAAUUACUGCGUGUGAAACAGGAGGAGGAGGAGCUUCACCUAGGAGCCCUCAGCCCAGCAGAGUCCAGUCUCCAGGCUGCCCUGCAUCAGUCCGUCUUCCUGUCUGCCAUGUCGCCGCAGCCUGGUCGUGACCUGUCACUCUGCUGGGAGCAACACCGCAAACUCCUGCCAGGAGUCGCCGGAGUCCAUGCCGAGACCGUCCAACAGUGGAGCGUCCAACAGGUGUCUGACUUCGUGGAGUCUCUUCCCGGCUGUGAGGAUCAGGCCAAACACUUCAGAGACGAGCAAAUUGAUGGGCGGGCCUUCCUCCUACUCACCCAAAGAGACAUCGUCAGGAUCAUGUCCAUCAAACUUGGUCCUGCCCUCAAAAUCUACAACUCCAUCCUGAUGUUCAAACAUGCCGAGGAAAAGAACCAAUCGGACGCUAAGGAGAUGAACCAAUCAAAUGCUGAAGCUGAGAACCAAUCAGAUGUUGGGGAAAGGAAUCAGUCACAGACUGAGGACAAGAACCAAUCAGCUGCUGAGAAAAAGAACCAAUCAGGUGUAGGGAAAGACAGCCAGUCCCUAACUGAAGAUGAAAACCAAUCAAAUGCUGGGGAAGAGAACCAAUCAGACGCUAAAGACAAGAACCAAUCAGGGGAAGGGAAAGAGAGCCAGUUAGAUAUUUCAGAAACAAACCAAUCAAAUGCUGACAACAGGAACCAAUCACAUGCUGGGGAAAUGAGCCAAUCACAAGCUGCAAAUACUACACCUGAAAGCUGCAGCUUAUGAGCCAAUCAGAAAACACGUGAAUGAUGUCUGGCAGUGAACUGUCUGUGUGGGCGUGGCUACAUUUGACAUCUGACCAUCGUCAUAUAAAGGCAUGUGAUGUCACAAGUGUAAUCUCAGGUGUUCUAUGAGCAGGUAGUCCUUGGAUGACAUGGUGGUCUUAAAGCUCCAUUUUAUGCCCCGCCUCUUUUUGUAGGUGGGCCUUAAUGACAUGGAAAACUGAACCAGCACCAAUAAGGAAAGGAGUCUGGGAAGUUGAGGCCCAAGUACACACCUGCUGUAAAAUCAAAAAUACCACCUGAAAUGAUUUUCUAUAUUUCUAUAUUUAUAUCAGAUUAGAUCCAUACAAAGUUAUCUGAGGACCUAAAUGAAGACCGUGCCAUUGAAGAGACAGAAACACUUUCUUAACAGACCAAACCCUCCAACAAAUGCAGCCUUCUGAUGGAACUCUUUGGAGGGGAAAGGCUUUAUGUGAUCGUGUGAGAAACAGAUAGCUUUUUUUCCUCCUAUGGAAAUACGAAGGUUACAGUAUUUCUCUGUUCAAACGCCGCACAGAGGAACAAGAUGACAGAGGAGACUAUCCCAAUAAACACCAGCCAUAGCUCCUUUGGUACUGGCAGGGCAAAAACUGAAGUCCAUGAGCUCGGCUGUUUUUGAAAAGGUCACCAAACAACUCACAAAAACUUGUCUUACGAAUACCACAAGAGGGCAGUGUUUGGCCACUUUUCUUGAACAUGGUGAGCAUGACCACUAGGAGUGUGACGAGAUCUCGUGCCAUGAAAUCUCGUGGGUCUAAAAUCUCACCAGAUUUCUUUUGGAGGGGAAAAAUGCCUCGUGAGAUUCACAGGGUGCUUUGAGGCGGCAGUAGCUCCCUGACCUUGCUAAGCAGCUCCAUCAGUGUCAUCAGGCAAAUCCACCUUAAAAGCUCCUGUUGGGACCAAUCAACAUAAUCGGAGGAUAAAAAGAUGGUAGCAACGGGAGGGGUUAGGUUGUACUGGAAGCCAUUAGCUCACUGUUGCAGUUAGCGCGGGUGUAGCUAUCAUGUAGCAGCAGUCUUACCAGAACUGGACCACAUUUCAUUAACAAAAAAAGAUCAAAGAACAGCACUGAAAGCUGAGUUUGCAAUCAUUACUCAAAUCUGACCUUAGAGUCCCAUCACACCCCUUGACUCACCUGAGGCGUCUGCUUGGACUGACUUGACACAGAAGUUUUUGUUUCUUUCAAAGAUUUCCUCCAAUCAAAAGCACAAAAUAAAUCAGAAUUUUAUAAUCAGCUCUCUCUGCUUAAAGUCCUGGUAAAAUGAACAUCUAAACACUAGAUAUGUUGGAGUAAGGUUGCUGCAAACGUAAAAACACUGCACUCUAUGUGUGACUGAGUAGAGCCAGGCAGCCGCUCUGUAAGGUUAGGGGGCCGGCUAAAUGCUGGAGUGCUUUUUUUUUCACUUGGCCCAGGCACAGCAGGAACAAACAUCUUACCUGUUGAAGGUGUGUUUUGAUCCAUAUUUCACUGUCUUUAGUCCUGAAUGAUUAAAAGGAGCAGACUGUGGCUUUGUCUCUCUCAAAGCAGCAACAGCUCAGUCCCUCCUCUCAGCUAGCACUGCAGUGCUAGAGUUCUGCAAACUAUCUGAUGAUAGACACGUUCCAUUCCUUCCAAGCAAGUCACAAUAGAAGUCUCCAACUCUAAUCAUCAUUUAAGACUUUUAGUUUGAAGUGCAACAUCAGGAAGUGGAGUUUUUAGUAGCAACUUAACAAAGACGUUUCAUAAACGAGAGAGGAACAGGUUUUCUUUUGGCUGUUAGCUUACAGCUGUGUUUUGGGUGCUGAAAAAUGUGAAGCUCUUUUGUUGUGUAAAUGAUUAACAUGCAGUUCCACUAAAUACAGACUUUUCACACAUGCUCAGUACAACUCUAGUCUGCAUCUGUGUUUGAGCAGAUGGACUACAACAACAAUGGAGGCCUCCUAAGUUCUGUUUGUUGACAUUUUCUCUAAAUUUACUCUCUGUUGUUCGCGUAGUGUUUUAUGUUUUUUUGUGCCUCCUCAUAAACGCCGUUUGACACAAAAAAUGGUUCAGUUUUCAGGGGAUGGUUUUCGUGUCAGCGUGGCCCAAAGGCGGAUAAAGAUCUGUCAGUUUUUCUAAAUGGUCCUCUGAGGUCUGAUUGGAUCGAUAGGUUGUCACAUGACCUGUAAAUUCAUAUUUUCAUUGACAUAAGGGCUCAUGACGCAACACCACACAGGUGUUAAACUGCAGAUGAUGUCACACUAGCUCCACCCCCUCCGUGAUGAUGAUGAUGAUGAUGAUGAUGAUGAUGAUGUUGACGUCAUCAGACCUUCUCAGGAUUUCUUCUUCAUGCUUUGUUGUUUGGUCACUUCCUGUCGACGCUCCGUCUGUGUGACAUCAACCAAAGGUCCCGCCUCCUCUGCUGUGAUUGGUUGGUCUGAAAGGCAGAAACACCUGAGACAAUUUUACUUGUAGAGUUUCUAUUUUAGUUUUUAUUGAGUGUUUUCCACAGAUUUCUAUGAGAGUUUAUAUUUAAUAUUAUUAUAAAUAUGAUCAUUUAUACCUGUGUGUGCUGCAGGGAUUCAAACCAACAACCCGUCCCUUUGACCCCCCCCCCCAGUGAUGUCGCUAGUUGCUAAUGACAUCUGAACUCUAACAUGCUGGGGAAACUCUACUGCACAUGCUCAGCGUGUCCCUCACAACUCCUCAGGUUUCCAUGGUAACAGCUCCUGAAGUCACAUGUCUGCUGUGUUAAUAUUUCAGCUAUCAGCUGAUGUUUGCUUUGACAUCCUGUCAGCGAUCUAUACGAUCA